Molecule: messenger RNA, 555 nt
Organism: Westerdykella ornata
Lineage: Eukaryota; Fungi; Ascomycota; Dothideomycetes; Pleosporales; Sporormiaceae
Product: Isochorismatase hydrolase
Exons: 2
Source: RefSeq, a predicted model, not a curated record
CCCUACCCCUGGCCGCACGACGCCUCCCUCUCCCCGACCACCACCGCCCUCCUCCUCAUCGACAUGCAGCGCGACCUCCUCUCCUCCCAAGGCUACCUCUCCACCUCGGGCACCCUCCCGCCCGACACGCUGGCGCGCUUCCAGUCCCUCGUGCCCCGCCUCGUCAGCCUGCUGAGCACGUUCCGCCACGCGGGCUUCGGCGUGUGGCACACGCGGAUGGGGUUCCGUGAGAGCGGCGGCAGCACCGCAUGGGCCCGGGAGAGAUACCCACAGAGACGGGGAGGCAUAAUAAUAGGCGCCCAAGGACCCCUAGGCCCCUUCCUCGUCCGCGGCUCCCGCGGCCACGACCUCAUCUCCGAGCUGCUGCCCCUGCCCCACGAACCCGUCGUCGAUAAACCGGGCUACGGCGCCUUCACGUACACGGACCUCGAGGCCACGCUGCGCGCCCGGGGGCUUAGGAACCUGGUCGUGUGCGGCAUCGCGCUCGAGGGGGCCGUCAGCAGUACGGUGCGGGAGGCGGCGGAUCGCGGGUUCGAUGUGCUGGUUGUGGAGGAU